AUGCCCCAUCUGCAGCUGGUGAUGUCCUUGUCCGGAUAUGUGGUCCAAUCUCAAGUAACACAACACGUUCAAGCUGACCUUGGCUAUCGACAACCUUACUUUCUGUUCUACUUUGCUCAUUCUAGCCUAAUGAUAAUAUUCCCUAUUCACGUUAUGCUGCUAUCAUUGUACACCAAAAUACCACCUACCCCUUAUUUGACGGGUCUCCGAGCAGCGUUGAUCAGUCAAAUGGAGCCCACAGGACGGCCAUCGCGUAUUCGUGCAUUCCCUCUCCACAAAUUUCUUAGAAGAAUAAUUCUACUUACGACUGGAGUCACCGUUCCUGGGUUGUUGUGGUAUAUCGCAGUGUCAUUGACUUCCCUAAGUGAUGUCACUGCCAUAUUGAACUGUAACGCAAUGUGGACAUAUAUCCUCACCGUGCUCCUCGUGGGUACAAAGUGGGAACUUCAUCGCCUUCUCUCGGUAGUCGUGGCCGUCUCUGGAGUCUUUCUAAUUGUUUACGGCGGAGCCACUUCCACCUCCAAAAUCAACACCAGCGUUACUUUCAAACACUCCCAAAGCCUAUUCACAUCAACAGAUGUCAUUGGGGACAUCCUCGCGCUCAUUGCUUCCAUUGCAUAUGCUGUCUAUCAAGUAAUGUAUAAAGUCUACAUCGCACUCCCUGUGGAACAAGAUCCAGGAAGUGCGGUACUUUCUUCGCCCGUAUAUGAACGAAUCAGUGUUGAUCCAGAAGCCCCUGCUACCUCCCACUUUGACCCUCCAUCCCCAACUACCCGCACGCAACGUAUACCGCCACUGGCACCUACAACUCGAGCCCGAGCCCCCUCAGGUGCAUCUUCCCUCUUGAAUUCGUCCGGAGAUCUCAAUGAUCCCCAUACCCCGAUUCCACCCACGUUCGGCUUCCAUCCUAAUUUCAUCACAAGCUGUCUAGGCCUCGUCACGUUCUUUCUUCUCUGGAUCCCCAUUCCAAUCUUGCAUCAUCUAGGCAUAGAAAGAUGGCGAUCGCCACCUGAUCUUCAAACCUGGGCGUCGAUCGUCGUGGUGGCACUCUGCGGCUGUGCGUAUUAUGGUGGAUUCAUGAUUCUACUCGCACUCUGGGGACCCGUUGUGGCAUCCGUCGGAAACCUGCUUACCAUCGUCCUGGUUCUCAUCUCAGACACCUUAUUUGGGCACGCUCGAGAAGCGGUGACAUUUUUAAGUCUCGCCGGUGCGACGAUGAUUAUUGGAGCAUUUUCGAUAUUGAUUCUGGAAGCGGUGUUGAAAGAUCGGCGCAAUAGAGAAGAGUCGGUAAUAGAUGAGAGCGAAUGAACAGGAUAUCACAUCCACCUUUGAAAGCACCUAAAAGGCAGCGAUUGAGACCCGCAUUUCAUUGUUCCGAAUCAUUCAGGCCGAAGAGUUUCAUCGGGGUAAUGUUCUAUCAAUUAGUAAUGCACUGCAAUGCAGAAGUACAUCGUAUGCAACCCAACGCUGGGUCGAGAGUGAGAGCAAGCAAUGAGACAUCAAUUCUAAAUAAUAACUAUUGAUACGAAAAAACAAGUAGACCCCACUCCCGUGCAAUUUUCGUCC
Molecule: messenger RNA, 1566 nt
Organism: Cantharellus anzutake
Lineage: Eukaryota; Fungi; Basidiomycota; Agaricomycetes; Cantharellales; Hydnaceae
Exons: 5
Coding region: 1-1308 (435 amino acids)
Cellular component (GO): membrane
Source: RefSeq, a predicted model, not a curated record